Messenger RNA from Scutellospora calospora, 157 nucleotides. NCBI's taxonomy places the organism in Eukaryota, Fungi, Glomeromycota, Glomeromycetes, Diversisporales, Gigasporaceae. The record is from the annotation of a GenBank genome assembly.
GGGGAAACUACCAAUUGCUAAAUUAGUUGAAAUUUGGCAAAAUACUAUUGACAUUCCUUAUUCUGAUUUAACUUUUGUCUUGGAUAUUGAACCAACCAAAACUGCCGAAAGAGUAAAUAAAAGACAGCAAGAAACUGGGGCGGAACCAAAUAAUUGA